UUUACCCAGGAGAGUAACACAGUCUAGAGAGGGCACUGUCAACUCCACUCAAACUACAGCAGCUACAAGAGAGCUUCAUCUAAACACAGAGAGACACAUCUAAAACACAGCCAUGGUGGAGUGGACGGAAGAAGAGCGAAACUUCAUCCGGGAGAUUUUCAGUAAGCUUAAGUAUGAAGAUGUAGGUCCUAAAUCCCUCUGCAGGGCUCUGAUCGUGUAUCCCUGGACUCAGCGCUACUUCGCUCAUUUUGGGAACCUGUAUAACGCUGAUGCUAUUAUGGCUAAUCCGGAGGUGAUCAGGCAUGGAGCAGUGGUGAUGCACGGCCUAGACGUGGCCUUGAAGGACAUGAACAACAUCAAGAGCAACUACGCAGAACUGAGCGAGCUGCACUCUGAGAAACUACACGUAGAUCCGGACAACUUCAAGCUGCUGGCAGACUGUAUUACAGUGGUGAUCGCCACCAAGAUGCGCGCCGGCUUCACCCCACCCAUGCAGGCUGCCUGGUACAAGUUCCUCUCAGUGGUUGUCUCAGCUCUUAGCAAACAGUACCACUAACCACCUUUACACACAUUUGUACACUGUAUAAAUAAAAGAAUCAUCAGUUCAAGCUAAAAUAUUGAAUAUUGUAACAAAUUAACAGAUACUCUUAACAUAAUAUUUACAUUAGUUCAGACUUCAGAACAGUCUUUACAGUGCCCUGUAGCACUUUUAACAGCUGCUUUGUAAAAGACAAGCAACUUGUGCACUUUUUAAUAAGAAUCUAUCUGGAACAUGUUAGGCUGCAUAGGGUCACUGUUACAUAAAAACCUUCUACCUGCAAAUAGCAACUGUGGAAUUGAUUUUGUAAGUAAAGUCUAAGAAACGUAUAAAUAAGUGAACCAAUUAACUAAUAAGACACACUUAUGCACAUUUGUGAGCAUAGUUACUGUUUAUUUUCUUAAUUUUACAAAACAAAUGAUUUUCACAGACACUUUUUCUAUGUCCCAUUAACUAAGCGAAAGAAGCCUGCACUGAUCUGCAGAAUACUCGUCUGGGGCCUCCUGUAUUGAAUGUGGACGUGAUUUCUGUCAGAGUUAGUUGCAUGGACAAUGGAAGCCAGAAAGAUUGCUAAUAAGUGGAUAAUAAUAUGGUAAUAUUAUGGAAAUAAGUUGUAUUUAUCUAUAAAUUAAAUAUCUAUUUUCUACUAGUUAGUAAUUAAUAAAUCAGUAAUUGUGGAGGUAACAGCUCAGUAACAAUAAAAAGAUUGUGACUGUAGAAAAUAGUAAAUCUAGAGUUGUAAUAAUAUAUACAUAGAUCGAUGGGUAGUAAAAUUUGAUCUCAAAUUAGUAUCAACUAUUAUUAUUAUCAACUAGUUUCCACAACGAAUACUAAUAUAUUAACCAAGAAUUACAAACUUUUUAUUCAUUUAAGGUAAGCACUACUUGUUACCCUUAAUUUACUAUAUUCUUUUUGACUACCACCACAAUCCCAUUUUUUUACUUGUUUGAAUGAGUAGAAAAUGAUGUGCACAUCAUUUAUUAUGUAAAUAAAAGGUUUUAGCCAUAUUUUGCAAAUUAUCAUUUAAAUUUAACUUAUCCAUGAGGAACUUGAAGGAAUAAGUAAAAAAUAUGUUAGUACAAUGUCUCCAUAAUUUUCCAAAUAAAUUACAUAUUUGUUCUGAUUUGUUAUUUAGUAUCAACUAGAAAAUGAGAAAAUAAUUAAUAAUAAAUACGUUACCAUAAUAUUACCAUGUCAUUUCUUACUUUUUACUGUUCUGUAACCUUUAUUCUGUACAAUUACAGAAUAAUUAUUUAGUAAGAAAUACAAAAUGGUCUUUAUCUGGUAAUUAUUUAAAGUGUAAAUACAACUUGUUACCUUAAUAUUAUUAUAUUAUUACCCAAUUGUUACAGAGCUGUUACCUCCAUAAUUACUCAUUAAUUAAUUAGUAACAAGUAAGAAAUAAAUUAAAUGAUAUUUAUUUUAUAGAUAAAUACAACUUGUUAACAUAAUAUUACCAUAUUAUUACCCUGUAAACAGGAAUCAAUGUGUGAUAAUUGCUGUUGGCUAAUGUUAAACAUCACUCACAAGAAAACACCUUAGAACUUGUACAGGUGUGGGCAUUUGCGUUGUCCCCUGAGGUAACCGUUUUUGGUCUGUUGACCAUGUUUGUGUGAUACAGUCUAUGUACUUUAUUUAACAUACACUUUAUUUAACAUACUGCAAAAAACUGUAAUUAUCACGUCAUGUUUAGGACCUGUGAUGAUGUAAGACUUAGUUACAGAUUUCUUUCUAAAGCACCCAGAUAUUUAAUCCAGCGGUAGCAUCAGCUCACGAUUUACUUUUAAAGAAGCACAGAUUGGCCAAUCCAGACCAGACAGGAUGAAAACAAUAUUACUGGACUUUCCCUGCAAUUCUAGAGAGCUUUGAUUAAAAUUAACACACAAAACAUUCAUUUUUUUACGUGUUAAUAUUAAUACCUGUGCUUUUCUGAGCAGUUGAAUAUUAGCAUAUCCGUGUCCUCAAGGUGUAUACUCAUCUUCUAUAUUUUCACUUGUUCAUUAGUAAUGUUUGAUAUUAAACAUAGUGAUAAACUG
Molecule: messenger RNA, 2574 nt
Organism: Astyanax mexicanus (Mexican tetra)
Lineage: Eukaryota; Metazoa; Chordata; Actinopteri; Characiformes; Acestrorhamphidae
Product: hemoglobin subunit beta-2-like
Exons: 3
Coding region: 113-556 (147 amino acids)
Biological process (GO): hydrogen peroxide catabolic process; oxygen transport
Cellular component (GO): hemoglobin complex; blood microparticle; haptoglobin-hemoglobin complex
Molecular function (GO): peroxidase activity; organic acid binding; oxygen binding
Source: RefSeq, a predicted model, not a curated record